GACGGGUUGCGUCAUGUGGCGUGAGGUGUUCUCGCGCGCGCUAGCGCGCGUCUCCGGGUGCUGCUGACUGGCGUGCGCGGUUGUGCAGAGUCGGAGGUGGGGGCCGAACCAGCCGAGGUUGCGGGGGCCGCAGAGCCGGACGAAGACGGAGGGCAGAGCCGGCUUCGGGACUGCGGAGACUACACACCGAGCGAGCGCCUAGGCCCGAAGGGAGCGAUGCUGUGGUUCCAGGGCGCCAUUCCGGCCGCCAUCGCGACGGCCAAAAGGAGCGGCGCGGUCUUCGUGGUGUUUGUGGCAGGUGAUGAUGAACAGUCUACACAGAUGGCUGCAAGUUGGGAUGAUGAUAAAGUUACAGAAGCAUCUUCAAACAGUUUUGUUGCUAUUAAAAUUGAUACCAAAAGUGAAGCCUGCCUACAGUUUUCACAAAUCUAUCCUGUAGUGUGUGUUCCAUCCAGUUUCUUUAUUGGAGACAGCGGAAUUCCCUUGGAAGUAAUAGCAGGAAGUGUUUCUGCAGAUGAACUUGUUACAAGAAUUCACAAAGUCCGACAGAUGCAUUUGCUAAAAAGUGAAACAUCAGUAGCAAAUGGCAGUCAGUCAGAAAGUUCAGUGUCUGCUCCAUCUGCCUCAUUUGAACCUAACAACACUUGUGAAAACUCUCAGUCCAGAAAUGCAGAGCUUUGUGAGAUACCACCCACUUCUGAUACAAAGUCAGAUACUGCAACAGGAGGAGAAAGUGCAGGCCAUGCCACUUCCUCUCGGGAGCCUAGUGGAUGCUCAGUUCAGAGACCUGCAGAGGACCUCAACAUCCGAGUGGAAAGACUAACAAAAAAACUUGAAGAAAGGAGAGAAGAGAAAAGAAAAGAGGAAGAACAGAGAGAAAUAAAGAAGGAAAUUGAGAGGAGAAAAACUGGAAAAGAAAUGUUGGAUUAUAAAAGAAAACAAGAAGAAGAAUUAACAAAAAGAAUGCUGGAGGAAAGAAACAGAGAAAAGGCAGAAGACAGGGCAGCUCGAGAACGUAUAAAACAGCAGAUUGCGUUGGACCGUGCAGAGAGAGCUGCUCGUUUUGCAAAGACAAAGGAAGAAGUAGAGGCUGCCAAAGCUGCUGCCUUGCUAGCCAAACAGGCAGAAAUGGAAGUCAAGAGGGAAUCUUAUGCAAGAGAAAGAAGCACUAUUGCAAGAAUUCAAUUCCGUCUUCCUGAUGGUUCUUCCUUUACAAAUCAGUUCCCUUCUGAUGCUCCUCUAGAAGAGGCAAGGCAGUUUGCUGCACAGACUGUUGGCAACACUUAUGGUAAUUUUUCGUUAGCAACCAUGUUUCCCAGGAGGGAAUUUACCAAAGAAGAUUAUAAAAAGAAGUUACUGGAUUUGGAACUUGCCCCAAGCGCUUCGGUGGUACUGUUGCCAGCAGGAAGACCAACUGCAUCCAUUGUACACUCUUCCAGCAGAGACAUUUGGACCUUGUUGGGAACAGUACUUUAUCCAUUCCUUGCCAUCUGGAGAUUAAUUAGCAAUUUCUUGUUUAGUAGUCCGCCUCCCACACAGACUUCAGUGAGAGUAACAUCGUCAGAACCCCCAAACUCUGCAUCAUCUAGCAAAUCAGAAAAAAGGGAACCAGUGAGAAAAAGAGUGCUGGAAAAACGUGGAGACGACUUUAAAAAGGAGGGGAAAAUUUAUAGAUUAAGGACUCAAGAUGAUGGUGAAGAUGAAAACAACACUUGGAAUGGAAAUUCCACUCAACAGAUGUAGUGACAAAUGGAGUCUCCCUCUGUUGCCCAGGCUGGAGCACAGUGGCGCAAUCUCGGCUCACUGCAAGCUCUGCCUCCCGGGUUCACGCCAUUCUCCUGCCUCAGCCUCCCGAGUAGCUGGGACUACAGGUGCCCGCCACCACGGCCAGCUAAUUUUUGUAUUUUGUUUAGUAGAGACAGGGUUUCACCAUGUUAGCCAGGAUGGUCUUGAUCUCCUGACCUCAUGAUCCGCCUGCCUCGGCCUCCCAAAGUGCUGGGACUACAGGCGUGAGCCACCGCGACUGGCUUCUCCCUCCCUUUUGUUGAGUACAUUUGGUAAUUUUUUGCCACGA
This is a messenger RNA of Symphalangus syndactylus (siamang), 2074 nucleotides long. It is a transcript of the gene UBXN4, whose product is annotated as UBX domain protein 4. Lineage: Eukaryota; Metazoa; Chordata; Mammalia; Primates; Hylobatidae. Gene Ontology annotation, molecular function: protein binding. Gene Ontology annotation, biological process: ERAD pathway. Gene Ontology annotation, cellular component: endoplasmic reticulum. The record is from RefSeq and is a predicted model, not a curated record.